Exophiala spinifera is the source of this 4089-nucleotide messenger RNA. RefSeq lists its product as uncharacterized. The coding region runs from base 1 to 4089 and encodes 1362 amino acids. The transcript has 3 exons. NCBI's taxonomy places the organism in Eukaryota, Fungi, Ascomycota, Eurotiomycetes, Chaetothyriales, Herpotrichiellaceae. The record is from RefSeq and is a predicted model, not a curated record. Gene Ontology annotation, molecular function: protein binding.
AUGAGCGUCUACGGGGAAGGAACUCAAAUGUCCAACCGCGAAAUUCCAUUUGCGCAUAUGCGUGUACAUUUUGAAGACUUUGCAAAUGAGCUGCGCCUGCACAGGCAUCAGGAACAUCGAAAACGCAUCCUGUUCCAUCGGCGGGACAAGCUUCGCACUGCAGUAGCGUUGGCGUCACGCUUACACCGAGUGGGAUCAUGGCUUCACGAUGGGCUCGUUGCGAUCUCUCGUCAAUCAGAGGCAAGUGGGUUUUCAAGAGUGCACCACCGCAUGCAAGACCUGGCCGACUCCUGCUUUUCUUCCUGGAGGCACGAAAUCUAUGCGUACGAGAUAUCUCCUGAUAUGAAGACGCCAAUGAAGGAUUCAUUCCUUUCGCGAUUACCUGCCUACUCCCAAGAUGACUGCCUCGAGCUCAUCCACACGCUACGAAGCAAGCCUCGAUUUCUCGUAGAGCGCUUUAAAGCCAUGUCUCCGGCACAAAUAGUUGCUCUGUCCACUGCCCCUAAAUACCGCGAACUUUCAGAGUCCGUAUUGACGUCUCUGUCCCAAAACAGCGGGAGAGGCUCUCAGAGACGUCGGAUCAAUGCCUAUUCAAAAGAGUUGGAAGACUACUCCUCUUCUUUCGAGCGAACGAAUCCUUUGUCCUUCAUAAUUCACAACAUCUAUGGGCCUUUCCCGAACAUCGACAGCAAAGAAAGCCGACUGCGAUUCUCGACCUGGUCCUCUGUCUGUGCAACUCUUAUGGUAGAAUCUCAGCAAGCUUUUCAUGCCUUGAUUGGUCAGCUACUCAGUGCGUUUGCAAAUAUGUAUGCGUGGCAGAUCAAGCCCCGUCUUGAAUUAUAUUUGAUGAGCGUUUUGCAGAGAGGUGCGUUUCUGCUUGACAUGGUUGAACAUCCAUUCCCGAUCUCCCAAUCUGAGUUCGCUCUAUUCGAUCCGUUUAAUACCCAGGAAGCCCGGAAGUUUUUCCAAGAGGCGGUGCAGGAACUUUUUGAUAUUCUUGCUUGUGACGAGGGUCUACCUAUCGGUGCACUCAGUCUGGGCCGUGCCAUUAUUGGGAAGUUGCCAACAGAGGAACUUCAGAGUCAAUUCCGUGGCCUUUUCUUCUUCGAAUGGUUUCUCCGAGAUUUCCUGCGCGUGGCUAUUGCUUUUCCUGAGGACGAAAAGUUGCUUCACCAAUUUCAUGUCAGCGACAGGGCAAGGUCAUAUCUACUACAUACAAUCUGGGAUCGGGCUUAUACUCGGGCACGCGAUGCGUUUAAUCCAAUACCUGCCGACCCAGAGGACGUGGGCGUAAACACUUGUGUGUCGAACAUGAUUAACCAGCUGGACGCCGAGAUGAACUGCUUCGACCCAUAUUGCGCCAGCAAUCCUGCUUCCACUCCGUUCUCCGAGGCUUUCAUCAGCAUAUCUGCUGCAGAUGUCGUCCACACACUCGAAGCAUUGAACCCACAAUACAUACACACUUCGAGCCCUUGGGAUCCGUUUCUGAGUUCAUCUCAUUCGACCUUUAGCAGGCAGUACGCCCAUGCUAGUGGUAGGUUUGACACGUUGCGACGGCGUAUAUUGGAAGCAAUUGAGCCUGGCCAGUCGUCCAGGAACAUUCAUCCUUGUCAAGAGAACUGGGCUUUGAUUGUCAUCUCAGAGGAUGGCAUGCCGAUACCAACGCGCUCUAUCGAAAUGGCCCCAAUGUCUGAUGGGUUGGGUGAGCUUGAUAUAGCCGAGAAAGCGGCCAUCCGACUUAUCGAAGGCUCCCCAUCUUCAUCUGAUCGUGCAAGCACCGUCAGCAUCUCUGCUGAGAGAAUGAGAGGGUCAAGCCUGUCGAGAUUGUUCGCCGAGGAAGCGAGACUGGCUCUUGUCGGCCAUGAUAGCGUGACUUCGAUGUUUUGGCACGAUGCCAUGUCCUUCCUCCGCCAAUCGUACCCUCUCACGGUAUUGACCGAAGAUGAUACCAAGAUUCUCGCACCAAUGUCUGAGAAGCUAAGGGUGGGCCAUUUGCGGCUUGGUGAAGAAUGUCUCAGGCUUGAGCAAGAGGUUGCCAGACUCGAUAGGUCGUAUGAGUUGGCAAAGUCCAAAAUGUCACAACUGUCUACCUGGCUGGAGAAACUCCGAAUCAAACUAUGGUAUAGAAUGUACGUUGUGAGUUCUGACGCAUACGAAGACGCAAAGAACGUUUCCACGGCAUUGAACAAUAUGGCAUUACCAGCGUUGCAUGGAAGCUCUGCCGGCAGAGGUGUUGCGCGAUCGCCGGGAACUAGUCGGCCAGGUACAUCAGUUACGUCAACGUCGUCUUUGUUCGAGCAGACAAAAGUCGAUACGAUGAGCAUUCUGAAGGCACCAGCGGAACACGGUGGGCCUAAAAAGCUGGCAGAUUCGCAAAUCGAAAGAACUAAGAAGUGGCUUGAGCGAAACCACUUGGACAAUUUCUGCAGGGGCGAAGAACGUAUACAUCGAUUCUGUAUGGAAGUCAGCAUGGCCACGAAGAAGCUAGUAGGUGAGACACUGGGAGACAGCCCGGUACUCUGGUCAAGUGAACUCUUCGGACGAGAGAGGGAACGAUAUGAUGUGCACUCCGCAGGGUCUUUUAGCGCUCAACCCAGCAGCCGGGCCCCAAGUGUAUGGAGCGAACCUCUAUCCUCUACCUCAUAUCCUUCUCGAUCAGCAUUUGGAGGCGGGCGAGCCUCAUUAUAUAGUCCAACAUCUGGCAAGCUUGGUCUCGAUCUGGCCUCUGUGAUCAGUUCACCUGGACGAGCAAACACAGUGACAACCGUCGACUCCAACAGCAGCAUCUGGUCGCCCCCAGUGUCGAAUCCAAGAUCCGUUACCUCAGUCUCAUCGCAAUCAAGGCCUGCAUCGACAUUUGAGGACUCUAGCCUGCACCGACUGGUAGAUCACAGUCUGGAGAAGGCGACCUUUCUGGAAAACCUUUCCCACGAUCUCACGUGUCUUCUGUUGUCCGAUCUCGCUUGUCCAGUGUGGAGCUGUGGUAGCGAGACCGAUGCUUGGAUUAACACAGUAUUGCAGACCCCGAGCAUCAGAGAGCGACUGGCUCAACGGUCUGUGAUGGCACGUCUGCUGUCGAGGAAACACCCUCUCAGCCGGCUGGUACAUGCUACUGGAAGGAAGAAAAACGGUCGACACCGGCGCAGCCAAAGUACCACGCCAAGUACAUCCAAUCCUCAUGGAUCGCGGCUAUUGCCAAAGGAUCCACUCGAAGAUAUUCUGGACAUGACGAAUUUGGAUCCUGGUUCUGAUGGAUUCUCGUACCGUCAAGGUUUUGACGACGUAUUUACGCGGAUCAGUGAGCAUGUCGACCCAAGUCUGAAGCUUGAGGCUAUUCAUGACCUAUUAAUGCUUUCCCAAGCGUGCCAACAACGAUGUCCCAAUCCAGGCACCGACCCAGCAAAUUCUCCGGCAGCAGCUCGCCGUCAGAGUCUUAAUCCAAGCGUUCUCUCUGCAAAUCUCGAGCGACGGAGUCACGCCACAGACAAAGCGGCCAGCAUGAGCGGCACCAACACUAGCGGUGAGAGUGAAGUGGUCCAAUUCCUGAAGAGGCUGCUAUUUUUGUUCCAACCAAAGACCAUGUUUCGAGACUUGCAGUACGUAGCUGCGUUUGUAUCCUCUGACACACUUAACGACACGGAGAUUGGUCGUGGGUUCUUGCAGGUUGGCCUGGCGGCUUUGGCGUGGAAAGAUGAGGUCUGUCGGGCGAUGGUCGAUGUUGCCGAUCGGAUUGUGGCCAAGGACUCGAUCAAACGCAGAGUCCAGCGUGGCGAGCGCAAUGAACCUUCGAUCCUGAAAGCUGCAGAGUAUUGGGUGAUUGCUGCGAGAGAGGGCAACGCCAUUGCCCAACGGGAAUUGGCGGGUCUCUACCUCACCCACCCGGAGGUACCGCCUGUCAUCAGCGCGCCGCUGUCUCUAUCGAGCGAAAUCUUCAAAAUCGACAUGAUGUGGGAGGAACAAGAGGGAUCGGGCCGCAGCAGCCUGGCAAUGUGUUUGGCCUUGCAUUGGAUGCAGCAAGCCGCGGAAAACGGAGACGAAGUAGCACAAUUGAAACUGAGGGAGCGUCUUACGGGUCUUUCGAUUCGAUGA